Molecule: messenger RNA, 2426 nt
Organism: Lates calcarifer (barramundi perch)
Lineage: Eukaryota; Metazoa; Chordata; Actinopteri; Centropomidae
Product: segment polarity protein dishevelled homolog DVL-3
Exons: 15
Coding region: 339-2291 (650 amino acids)
Biological process (GO): canonical Wnt signaling pathway; intracellular signal transduction
Cellular component (GO): cytosol
Molecular function (GO): frizzled binding
Source: RefSeq, a predicted model, not a curated record
CUCUUUGUUUAUAUUCAUUGUUUGUUUUGCUCUGACCGGAUGUAAACAUUUCAGUUUGAGGAUGUGCUCGUGCUCUCAUUUUGAAGGGUUGAAGCGGAAGUGUUGUAUCUUAUUGUGGAGGUGUUGACGGCGGCGUGGCUUCCGGAGGAGACUGAGAGCAUCAGGGACCUGCCACAGCUGGACCGACACAUCUGGACCGGACCUGCGACCUGAGACCGGAGAGAGACAGGUGGACUCGGUCAGGUGGACUCGGUCGGACCUGUCUCUCUCGCCCCGCCCCCCCCCCCCGGUCUGUCUCUCCUCCAGGCCGGCGCGGGGUUCCGGGCCGUGACUCCAUCAUGGGGGACGGCGCGGCGGAGGGGACCCGGGUCAUCUACCACCUGGAGGACCAGGAGACCCCCUACCUGAUCCGGAUCAACGUGCCUGCGGAGCGCGUCACCCUCGCGGACUUCAAACUGGUCCUGAACAAACCCGGCCUCAAAUUCUUCUUCAAGUCCGUGGACGACGACUUCGGGGUGGUGAAGGAGGAGAUCAGUGACGAUGACGCGAGGUUGCCCUGUGUGAAUGGACGAGUCGUCUGCUGGGUGGUGUCCUCAGACACCUGUCAGUCAGACAUCCUUUCAGUGUCCACGCCCACCAGCCUGGCCCCACCCCCCACAGAGAGGACAGGAGGGAUUGGAGACUCCAGACCUCCAUCCUUCCAUGCUGCAGCCGUCAGCCACGAUCACCUGCAGGGGUCAGAGGUCACACCUGUCACUUCACCACCUGGGAGGAGAGAGAGGGACGCCAAUGACGGAGGUGGGCGUCUGAACAGCCACGCCCACCGAGCAGCUGGUCAGAACGGGGCGGGGCCAACAGGUGGAGGUGACAGCUCGUCAACCCAACAGAGCAGCGAGUUAGAGACGACCAGUUUCUGCUCAUCAGAGGAAGACUCAGGAGGAAGGUUCAGCCAAUCAACAGGACAGAGCAGUUCCUCACCACGACUCGUCAGGCGUCAACGACGCCGCCACCGGAAACCCAAAGGGCCACGAAUGGAGCGGUCUGUGUCUUUCAGCAGUGUCACUGACUCCACCAUGUCGCUCAACAUCAUCACUGUCACUCUCAACAUGGAGAGGUAUAACUUCCUGGGGAUCAGUAUUGUGGGCCAGAGUAACGACAGAGGAGACGGAGGGAUUUAUAUCGGCUCCAUCAUGAAGGGAGGAGCGGUGGCAGCAGAUGGACGCAUCGAGCCCGGAGACAUGUUACUGCAGGUGAACGACAUCAACUUUGAAAACAUGAGUAACGACGAUGCUGUUCGAGUCCUGAGAGAGAUCGUCCACAAACCAGGUCCGGUGACAUUGACGGUGGCGAAGUGUUGGGAUCCAAACCCACGAGGCUGCUUCACAUUGCCAAGAAGUGAACCGGUCCGUCCCAUCGACCCUGCUGCCUGGGUGUCUCACACCGCCGCCAUGACAGGGAGGCUCCUCCCACACUAUGGCGUCCAUGAAGAAAACCACCUCACCAUCCACAGCGACAUCACAGCUGUUGUCAAGGCGAUGGCCAAUCCUGAGUCAGGCCUGGAGGUUCGGGACAGGAUGUGGCUGAAGAUCACCAUCCCCAAUGCCUUCAUUGGUUCAGACGUGGUGGACUGGCUACACCAUAAUGUUGAAGGUUUCACCGAUCGCCGUGAAGCCAGGAAGUACGCAGGAAACCUGCUAAAGGCCGGAUACAUCCGACACACUGUCAACAAGGUCACCUUCUCCGAACAGUGCUACUACGUGUUCGGAGACCUCUGUGGGGAUCUGGGUGUGAUGUCUCUGCUGGAUCAUGAAGGAGCCUCCAGUCGAGGAGAAGGAGGAUUGGACUGUGACCCGGCGUCAGGCGUCCAGUGGCCCCCGGCCUUCCCCUACCAGUACCCCAUCCCUCACCCCUAUAGUUCUCCUCACCCCCUUCACCAGCUGCCGGCCUGGACAGGAGAAGGAGGAGUAGGAGGAGGGAGUCAGCACAGUGAAGGAAGUCACAGCAGUGGAUCGAAUUGUAGCAACGGUCUGAAGGAGGGAGGAGGAGGAGGCAGCCAAUCAGAGCCCACCAAACACCUGGCGUCUCCCGGCGACGACAGCACCCAGCAACCCCUGACAUCCCUCUCUGGUCUCCAUGGUGACAAAGACUCAAAGGACCCCCCACUGGCUCCUUCACCAUCUUCAGGUCAAGGUCGAGACCUCUCCUCUGUCCCACCUGAUAUCUCUGCCUCCAGACGGUCCUUCUGCCUGGCCAUGGGAAACCCCAGUGAUUUCUUUGUGGAUGUGAUGUGACCCAUCAGGGUGGUGAUGAUGUCACGACAGGUGAUGUCAGAAACAACCUGAUGUUGAAUCUGAGGCGAUUUGAUUUGAACUUGUUCAGGAAAGUUUCGUUUUCUUUUCAGUAGAAAUUAAAACGUGAGAAGUUGA